Molecule: messenger RNA, 909 nt
Organism: Psilocybe cubensis
Lineage: Eukaryota; Fungi; Basidiomycota; Agaricomycetes; Agaricales; Agrocybaceae
Exons: 1
Coding region: 1-909 (302 amino acids)
Source: RefSeq, a predicted model, not a curated record
AUGCCAGCGCUCGCCGUCCCGAUGCCAGCGCUCGCCGUCCCGAUGCCAGCGCUUGCCGUCCCAACGCCAGCGCUUGCCGUCCCAACGCUUGCGCUCGCCGUCUGCCCGACGCCUGCGCUUGCCACUGCAUGUUGUUGCGCUGCCACCUCCGGGCCACUGCUGCUGCCGCCACCUCCACUCGACGCCUGUCGUUCAGCCGUCACCGCGUGUCAUCCCGCCGUCGCCGCCUGUCGUCACGACGUCACCGCGCGUCGUCCCGACGUCGCGUCUAGUCGCCGCCCACCACAACACGCACUCUGCUGCGUGUUGUUGUGCCGCCACACCCGGGCCGCUGCUGCUGCUGCCGCCUCUCCUCGUCCCCUGUCAUGCCGCUGCCGCCUUCCCUCGCCGCCUGUCAUUCCGCCGUCAGCGCGUGUCGUCCCGCCGUCGCCGCCUGUCGUCCCGCCGUUGCCGCAUGUCGUUCAGCCGUCACCGCGUGUUAUCCCGCCGUCGUCGCCUGUCGUCACGACGUCACCGCGCGUCGUCCCGCCGUCGCGUCCACUCGCCGCCCACCACGACACGCACUCUGCUGCGUGUUGUUGCACCGCCACACCGGGCCGCCGCUGCCGCUGCCGCCUGCCUCGCCGCCUGUCAUUCCGCUGUCAACGCCUGUCGUCCCGCCGUCGCCGCCUGUCGUCACGACGUCACCGCGCGUCGUCCCGCCGUCGCGUCCACUCGCCGCCCACCACGACACGCACUCUGCUGCGUGUUGUUGCGCCGCCACACCGGGCCGCCGCUGCCGCUGCCGCCUCCCCUCCCCGCCUGUCAUUCCGCCGUCGCCGCCUGUCGUCCCGCCGUCGCCGCCUGUCGCUGCCGCCGCGCUGCCUCUACUCGCCUCCUGUCGCUGCCAUUUUGCUGUCUUGUCUUUGA